GUAAUCUUGAUAUUUUGUUAGCGCGCUGCACUAAGCCUGCCCCCCUUCCUCUGACGACAGAGCGUCGCCACCGCAGCGGGCGAUCGCCGCGCUACCGCAACCACAGCAGCAGCAGUAUCUGUCGGCAAGAUGCAAAAAAUACUUGAACAGGCGCGUCAGUCGCUGCACGUGGGCGAGCGCACCUUCAAGCCCACACCCAACCUGCGCAACCCCGCCAUGCUGUCCGAGGCGGAGGAGUUCGCGGUGCACAUGAACGCGUUCAAGACCGGCCUGCGCCGCUACCAGACAGCCGUGCAGGUGUUCCUGGAGGGGCUGCCGGUGGUGGCGCGCGGCAACCUGCCCCGCGUGUGGGAGCGCGUGGAGGGAGGGCUGUGCGAGCCGCUGAGGCCCAACGUCAGCCACUCGCACCCCACCCGCGUGGGUGGGGAGUUCGACGAGGGUCUGCUGCGUGACGCGCGCGACAUGCUGGACGCGGAGCUGAGCCACAACGUGCUUCGCCCCAUCGACCGCUGGCUGGAGAGCCUGGCCGUGGUGCGGACGCGCAUGCGCAAGCUGGAGGGCCUGCGGCUGCAGGUGGACGCCCGCCGGCGCCGCGUGCACCGCCGCUACAUGCGCGCCCUGGGCCGCAUGGAGCACCGCGGCGGCGGCGGCCCCUUCGACCUGGGCAUGGCUGGCGGCGGCGGCAUGGGCGGCGGCGGCGGCCUGCACUCGCGCCGCAGCCGCUCCGCGGAUCCGGGUCGCCGGCGCGGCUACGGCGGGGCGCGCGGGCGCCGCGGCCAUGCGGGCCUGGACGAGGAGGAGGAGGAGGAGGAGAUGGGCGGCGGCGGCGGCCUGACCAGCUCACCCAGCAGCAGUGACGACGAGUACGAAAUGUCGUACGGGCCACGUGGCUCCCACGAGGACGAGGUCCUGGCGGUUCGCGGCAAGGAGGACUUCAUGCGCUCCGCCCUCUACUACCAGCGCAAGCUGGAGGCGGUCCAGUCCACCUACCGCGAGCAGGAGGACCUGGUGUGGCAGCACCUGAGCGGACUGGUGCGGGACGCGGCCUGGCUCAAGGCAUUCGUGGCCGGAGCCAUGCUGUCCGUCAAGGACGCGUUGCAGGCCACCGCCAUCGCCCUGGGCCCCUGCAAGCUGCCGCUGCCGGCCUUCCCGCGCUUCAACGCGGGCGGCGAGUACGGCGCCAUCGGCGACCCCUCGCCCCUCAUCGCCGACAUACCAGACUCCCUCAAGUCCGCCGCCGCCGCCACCGCCGCCGCCUCGCCCAUGGCGGCGCUCAUGGGCGGCGCCACCGCCGGCAGCGCCGCCGGCAGCACCCCUGGCGGCGUCGGCGGCGGGCUGACCCGCCUGGACGCGCGGGAGGUGUCGGCGGCGCUGCGGCCCAAGCGCAUCACCGCGCAGCCGCUGCAGACGUCGGCGGACCACACCACGCCGCGCUACGGCCCCGUGCCGCCCGUGGUGCGCGGCAGCCCCGGGGUGCCCCUGGACGAGCUGGCGGAGCAGGAGGCGGCGGCGGCAGCUGGGGCCCGCGGCACGACCGCCGCGCUGCCGCCCGCCGGCGCCUCCGGCCACGCCCACGGCGGCGGUGUCAUCGGCGCGCUCAAGGAGCUGGCGAGUGAGGUCACCGCCGCCGCCAGGGCCAAGCCGCUGCCGGCCGGCGCCGCCACCGACACCGCCGCUGCUGGCACUACUGCGGGCGUCGCCAGCAGCACCGCCGCGUACUGAGGCAUGUCAUCAUGUGCUGGACGGAUGCGGGCGGCUCGGCACGCGGGAUGAUGGAAGGAAGCACGGCAGUAGCGCCGCCGUACUAUCUAAGAAUGGCGGUUGGCGGUUGGCGGUUGACGACGGUGUGGAACGCGUAUGGAUGGGUUGCGCGUGUUGUGGGUUCAGCUUCAAGCAGCGAGAACGCGGCGACGACUCUGUGAGUAGAAUCCGGGCUGGAGACCCGUUGCCUCAGUCAUUCAGAGAUGCCGGCGGCGGGGCUUGCGGCGGGGCAGCACGGUUCGUGCAUGGGCGCACGUAGUGAAGACAAGAGACGAUCAAGACCACGAGCUGUGUGAACCCGGGGGCACGUGAGGUUGCUAGGCACGUCUUUCCUUGUUGCAUGGUCAUCCUGAUCUGAAUUGUCUUUUUGGUACUAUGCAUCCGGCAAGACCUCCGGGCACGAAGUUGAAGAUGGGAGUGGGAGUUGACGCUGGGGAUGUGACAUGCAUGCAUAGUCAUGCGAAUGGCAAUACCAUUUGCCAGACCGAUGGCCGGUUGAAUGCCCAGGUCCCCGCCGAUCCAUGUCUUCUUUCGUUGACCUUAAGUGUUGACUUUCCAAGUUGCUGAGCUGCAAGUGUCACCAACCUCGAACGGCCCUACGGGUGGCGGGGUUUGAUGCAUUCCUUCUGUCGGACGACAUAGGUGUGUAACAAAGGAACUUU
Chlamydomonas reinhardtii is the source of this 2423-nucleotide messenger RNA. RefSeq lists its product as uncharacterized. The coding region runs from base 130 to 1722 and encodes 530 amino acids. The record is from RefSeq and is a predicted model, not a curated record. The transcript has 13 exons. Lineage: Eukaryota; Viridiplantae; Chlorophyta; Chlorophyceae; Chlamydomonadales; Chlamydomonadaceae.